Messenger RNA from Alosa sapidissima (American shad), 2048 nucleotides. RefSeq names its product CXADR-like membrane protein. The transcript is spliced from 10 exons. The record is from RefSeq and is a predicted model, not a curated record. NCBI's taxonomy places the organism in Eukaryota, Metazoa, Chordata, Actinopteri, Clupeiformes, Clupeidae. The coding region runs from base 309 to 1616 and encodes 435 amino acids.
AGAGAGAGAGAGAGAGGGAGAGAGAAUAGUGUGCGAUUAGACAGAGGCACAACAACAGACAUGUAGAGAGAAGGCACAUGGUAGGAGUAUGAACUUAAACAACUUAAAAGUUUAGAAUAACAGAUGACAUCUCCUCAAAAGGGAAGCGAGUACGAAAGAAACGUACUACAACUCAUAAGUCACGUUACAUCCGACGAUUUAAAAAAAAGGAGAGAUAUUGACAUUGAAGGAUACAGCAGGUGCGGAAACUCCAAGGAAGACUCCGGUGUUUUUUUUUCCUGCUGGUCUCAGGACACUGUGAGUAAGUGAUGACUGCAGCUGCAACCCACACAUCUCUACUCAUUCUAAUGAUGAUUAAAGUUUCUAUGGUGAUUGUGGGCACAGUCUCAGGGGAGCCCUGUGUGUUCCCAUUCCUCUUUAAGGACAAAGAGUAUAGAGACUGCACCACCGCAGGCCGCACAGAUGGCAGAUUUUGGUGUGCCACCACCUACAACUACAAUCUGGAUAUAAAUUGGCGGUACUGUGGAUUGCCCUGCCGGUUCCCAUUUCGCUAUAAUGGUCACAAUUACUAUAGCUGUACUACUAAUGGCCGCACAGAUGACAAAUUGUGGUGUGCCAACACCUACAACUAUGACCAAGACAAGCAAUGGAGCCUCUGUGAAAAACGUCCGUGGAGCUGGAUGGUGUCGUACACCCUACAUGAUAUCUGUGCGUUAAACGGCUCUUCAGUGGAGAUGUCCUGCUCUUACACCUACCCCUCUCAUCUGACUAUGCAGAAAGCCUACUGGAUAAACUCCUACAGUGACGGAGCUCCUGAUGUCUCUCAGGUGUCUGAAUACAAAAUAAGAGUCAUGGUGAACUGUGAGGAUAAAGCGGAUAACUGUACUCUACGUAUACAGCCAGUUGAUCAUCGAGAUGAAAGAAGUUAUUACUGCAGGAUUACAACUAAUGUUGAGAAGGAAAACCGCACAGGGCCACAUGGAGUUAAACUCUCUGUCACAGACUUGAAGGUGGUGACUCCCAGGAGAGUGAAAGAGGGAGAUAAUGUGACUCUCACCUGCAACACCACCUGCAAUCUAACCAGCAGCCCGUCAUUCACCUGGAGUAAAGAUGGACGUCCUGUAGAGAAGAAGCAGAUCAUCAACAACCAGCUGCAGCUCCACCCAGUCAGUUAUGAAGAUGAGGGCAACUACACCUGUGCUGUUAGAGGCCAUGAGGGUCAUCCAUCGCCACCUUACAGGCUCAUAAUAAUGUCUGUGGAGCCUCAUCCUGUGAUCACAGUUCUUGUUGGAGUGGCAGUCUGUGGAGUUGUGGGUCUCCUGUGUGUCCUCUACUGGCUGAGAUCAUGCAGGUAUAAAUGCAACAGAAACAUGACACCAAAAAGAGACACAAAUGACCAGAGUGAUGGUCACAAUCAGCACCUCAGGGACACAGUAGGAGCUCAAGGGAAGGACAACCAUGACAAUCAUGACAACCAUGACAAUCAUGACAACCAUGACAACAGUCUGCAUUAUGCCAGUCUCCAGUUCAGGAAAGAUGAUGCUGCAAAAACUUCUCCUGACCGACCAGAGGGGGAGCCCUCUGUGAUCUACAGCAGCCUCCAAAUUGGUGUGUGAAGAAAGCAAUGUGAAUAGUCAGUAUGCAAACUCAUAGAAAGGAAUGCCACAUUGUAGCAUCGGUUUGUUUUGGACUGGUUGCUGACAACACCCAGAAUGCUGUGCGGGGGGUUUGGGGGGAAUAGUGUGGGUUAAGUGUUUGUGUUUAGACCUUAUUUAGGGAUUGUGUUUUUGUGUACAGGCCCGGGUGUAGCCCUUCUUGGUUCUCCCUCCUGUGUUAACCUUGUGUCGGUGUUAAUGUAACUACCCCGUUUGUGCAUUGUGUGUGUGUGAAGUGGCUACCCUUGUGUGUUCUUUGUAAUGGUGUCUGUGUCCUCCACUUCCACCUGAUUAAAAGCAUUGCCUUGACAACGUGUUGUCAAUUGUUACAAUACAGUAUAUUUAGCUUCUGCAGUACUGAAUCUAUGUGUUGCAUAUUAAAAUCAAGCCAUA